CCACGGGCGAGAUCCCAUGCAGGAGAAUGCGCAGCGGCAGUUACGUUAAAGCCAUGGGAGACAUGGAGGACAGCGAUGAUUCAGACAGCCCACCCUCACCCAAACCCUCGCCUAAGACCACCGCCAGACGACAGAGUUACCUGAAGGCCACACAGCCCUCUCUGAGUGAACAGCAGCCGCCACUACCGCCACGCAAAUGUAUGCCGUCUCUAUGCGAGGUCUCCACCAAUCGCAGUCUGGAGAACCUGGACUGUUUGAUGGCACCGAGUGAGGCGGUCCUGCAGUACUGGGAUGCAGAUGCGGGAUUCGUUCAGGGCUGUGCAUCACUGGGACGGGGGACUACCAUGAGCCAGGUGGAGCAGGGUUACCUGAGCAGCACGGCUUACAGGCAGGUGGACUCUCAGGCGGUGAGGGCUUUGGAUCUGCCCAUGCCCACCUGCUUCAGGUCUCGAAGCCACAGCUACCUGCGGGCGAUUCAGGCCGGCUGCUCUCAAGACGACGAUACGGGCUCCGUGGACUCCGAUGAAAGUCCGCCCACAACAACAUCCAUCAGUUGCUAUAAGAACAACACCGUCUCUACAUGUACAGCCGCCUGUAAGAAGGCUCCACCACCUAUUCCUCCACGUUCCACCCCGAAACCCUAUAUCUCCGUAACGGUCCAGAGCAGCACCGAAUCCGCACAGGACACAUACUUGGACAGCCAGGACCAGCGCAGCGAGGUCAACAGCCAAUCAGGACACAGCAACUCUUCCGACAGCCUCACCAGCUCUCGUACAGGAAGUCUGGUGAAGGGUGCCAAGCGGCCGCCUAUCCUGCCCCCCAUCCCGGCCCCAAGGGAACCCGUACCCCUGCCCAGCGCGAGAGUUACCACCCCGCCUCCCGCUGUUGUUCCACCCUCUCCCGCCCCAGAUGCCAAAAAUGAGCCAGUGAGUCUGACGGUGGCAACUAACGAACAACAAGCUCCGCCCAAAAGAAAACUAUCAUCAAUUGGUAUUCAGGUGGAUUGUGUUCAGCCGGUACUGAAAGAGGAACAAACUCCCACGACCCGGUUUCAGUCUAUCGGAGUUCAAGUUGAAGACGGCAGGCCACUCAGUCGCUUCACUAGCAUGGCGUCUAGACAGGAGACAACGGAGGCCGAAUCUCAGGAGCAGUCCGACGGUAAACCUGCAGCGAAUAAGAUGCCCAACCAAUGGCUGGACGGCGGCGUGCACAAACCCUCGAGAUCAGACGUGACGCAUUGCAGUUCUACCUCGCUGCAGGAAAUGCUAGAUCCCGCACUGGAUCCGUCCUCGCUCCCCCCACCCGACCCCUCGCUGCAGGCUGGGACCGGCAGUGUGAACGGAGCCGUGGAGCAGUCCGGGGCAGCAGCGUGCCUCCGAGAUGGACGCUGCUUCCAGAAGCUACUUCAAGCAGAGACGGACCGCAUGGAGGCCUGGUGUCAACAGAUGGACCAGGAGACCAAAGACAAACAACUGUCAGAGGAGGUGUUGGGAAAGAUCCGCAGUGCAGUCGGCAGCGCUCAACUCUUAAUGUCUCAGAAGUUCCGGCAGUUCCAGGGGCUUUGUGAGCAGAACCUGGAUGCAAACGCUCAGCCGAGGCCCACGGCGCAGGAUCUGGCGGGUUUCUGGGAUCUACUGCAGCUGACCAUCGAAGACAUCAGCAUGAAGUUUGACGAGCUCCACCUACUCAGGUCCAAUGACUGGAAGAUGUCUGAGACGCAGGACAAAAAGGAGAAGCCGCCAGCUCCUGCACACACACCAAAGAAGACGGUAAAAGUGAAAUCCACCGGCGGGAAGGAAAAAAGCGUCGACUCUUUGGCCAACAAGCAACGCCAGGAAGCCAGAAAACGACUGAUGGCUGCCAAGCGAGCGGUGUCCGAACGACAAAACUCUGCCACGGAGAGCGCCGAAAGCAUCGAAAUCUACGUUCCAGAGGCCCAAACGCGACUUUAAAAAAAAAAAAAACAAGUGAAAACUCGUUCACCCUAAUCCACCUCUCUAACGGGAAAACGCCGUCUUGCGCACACGGACAGGCACUCGUAUUGAGGAUACUAGGGCUGAAUCUGAAGGUGUGGCGUGCAAAAUGGAGGUGUGGAAAACCACAAGCAAAAAAUAAUGAACAGAAAAAAGAACUAUUAAUUUUUGAACGCUACUGCGUCACCGCUGCCACAGAAGAACCUCCUGUUGACGUUUGUUUCUAUGGUUACCCUUGUUAUAAAUAUUAAUGUUAUAAAAGUUAAUUAUCUCAUGGAAUAUAUCAAGACUUUGUCUGUAAAUUGUGCUGAUAUCUCUGAAAAGACGUUAUUUGCCGCGUCAGAUCUCUGACCCUUUAUACGCAUCACAUGACCUGCAUCACAUAUAAAAAGACCCACCGUAUAUAUUUUUUGCGCCCCUCGUACAGAAUGCACUCAGGACCUGCACGUGUGCACUUGUAUUUCAUCAACGCAGUCUUCCUGUUCUCACAAAUACACGUUUGUUUAACUUUUCGCCAAUCUUUGGCCGUAUGGCGCAUCUUCAGUGGGAGCAAGAAUACGCAAGGCAUUUGAAUGGUGUUAAGAAUGUGAAAUUGAAGCAAUUUUAAGCGUCCAGUCUAUACAAGCUUCUGGAACUCUUUGGUUAGAUGAUUUGAUGGUACAACAGAUACUUGAAAUUCAGUAAAACAAAUCAACGCAGGACGUCGAGAGUAAAAUAGCACAGAUCCCAAACCAGCCCAGUCAGAAAGAGAGAAAAUUCUAGCAUUCCACUUAUUUUCGCUUUUAACUUUGUUCACUCAUGUUUUGCUUUUAUUUUCUCGUUUUUUCACCAUAGUAAAAAUUUCGAUAAUGUUUCUAUAAACUGUAUAGUUUUCACUCCAGUAAAAAUUAAUGCAGAGUCGCACUGAGCACAUAGAAAAUGUCAAACACUCAAAUCAUCUGUCGACCUGUCUGUCUCUUGUAGGUUAACAAUAUGAGUUUUUAUGAUGAGUGCUUUAAAAAAUUCAACAAAUGAUAAUUUUCCAAAUGUUUUCUUGGGCCAACGAUCUUUUUUUGUAAAAUUACUGUUAUUAAUAUUAUUAUUUUAAAAGAUUCACUUUUGUUUUCUGUUGUCCAAUCAUUCCAUGUCUACUUUAGCACACAGUUCUCUCAAACUGUAUCCGGUGGUUGAUUUCGGAUCAGUUCAAGCAGUCUUUUUGUGUGACCAAUUCAUUUGUGAUAGAGGAUUUUUUUUUUGUUUUUUGCAUUAUUAUUAUUUCUUUAUCUGAUAUUAAAAGCUUCUGUUACCCAGAGCUUGCUGAUAUGAUUUGGAGAACUUUCAGCUACCAGAAAAACUGAUUUUAUUUAUUUUCUUUCCUCUUGUGCCUCAUUCACGAAAUUCAAGCGAAAGGCAUUUCUGUGUGAACUGUUGGUGCUUACAUAAAUUGUUGUAUUCAAUUCAGUGGGACAAUUUAUGAAUGGUUUUACGAACAGUUUACCCAGAAAUGCAUUUCGUGAAUUUUUGUGGUUUGCAUUAACAGAUUAUUGUCAUAGACUCGUCAACACACCCAAAACCUUUUAUUUCCACCAAAUACAAUCAGACAAGCUGUUGGUCAGGUAUUUAAAGGCAAAGUGUGUAAUUUGUGAUAUUUCAAAAUAUGAUAUAGCAAAAGUAAUGAUUUGCUUCCAAACUGGUUUUACAAACACUCCUACCACUUUUCCUUGGACUGCCAUUGGUCAUAAAACCGGUAGUCCCGCCCCCAAACUCACACCAUUGGUUGAGACUGAACUGGGAGAAUUGCUGCCUGUUUGGUUUCAAGUGCCAAUUACCAAUGAUCCUGAUUCGAAGAGUCGUCAAUUUCAAACCAGACUGUUUGCUAUGGAAGUCGAUGUCAAGCGAUGGAAAAAAAUCCAGAAUACAAACCAUUAUUUUGAGUUGGCAUCUCAUUAUUUCAGUUAUCUUGUUAUUUUGGUUAAAAAAAAAAAAAAAAGAGAGAGAAAGAGAUACUACCUCCUAGAUGCUCGCUUGAUAAUUUGAGAUGUUAUGUAAUUGUUUUGAAAUGGUAUCUCGAAAUGAGAUUGGAUCUUGAAAUGAUGAGAUGCUCAGAAUAAUGACUAAUGAUUUUAUUAUUUGACGUGACGGAAACGGGCUUCCAUAAUUUUCCAAAGCCAAAAGAGUCAAUUGGAUUGGAGGAUGACAAGUUCCUGUUCAUGCCAUCUGUUUAGGCAGAUUUUAUUUUUCAGUUUUUAUUGUACUCCCAACCUCUGCUAUAAGCACCUGCUAAAUGAACGAAUCCCUAAAAUCUGAUUUGUUGAUAGGUUUUUCCUGGAACAUGUCCUACUUGGUCAUUUAAACACUACGUGACGUUAUGAUUCUGCAUCAGUUGAACGCUGUUUCAAUGUUCCACAGUAGUUUUUGGAAGAAAUGCAAUGGAAAACAAAGGUUAAAAUAUAUAUGCUCUUGCAUUAUAGGGUUUCCAUUUCGAUUGACCACAAUAUCAUCUGGUAUGAUUCUUAUCUCUGUUUUGUCACAUUUGUACACUAGACUGUUUGUAGAAGUAAGUUAAGCUCAAUCGAAAGCAUUUGUGGCACAAUGAUUUUGAUUCAUCCCUCAUUUAUAAAGAAAAAGAAGCAAAAAUCGCUGUUACAGUAAGGCACAGACAAUGGAAUUGACUGGAGCCAGUCCAUAAACACUAAAAUACACUGUUUAUAGCCACAAGACAUAAACAUUAUACGUGGUAUCUUUAUGAAUUUCAUCACACCGCUGGAGGUCAAUUGAGGGCAUUGAAUGGUUAAACAUGAUCAGCUGAUUCUCGUCUCUUGUAAACACAGACUCAACUCAGCCGGAAAUAAGCCCAAAGCGGUCUUCUUGUGUUUAUCCGCACUCACGCCACAAUGCAGCCGACAGCAUGUCUUUUUCUUCAUUUGGCAAACCGGACUCAACCCAGAUCUCAGCCAGUUUUUGUUGACCAGACUGAAGCCAAUGUUCAGCCAAAUGAAUGUCUGUCUUUGCUUUGUUUCUUUUGGUUGACCGGACUCGCACCAGACUUCAGCCAAAUGCUAUUUCACACAAAGGUGUUAAAAUUUCACUGCCAGAACCAAACCAGAAGUGCCAAAAGUAAGCCAGAUUCGGCCCACUUCUUGUUGCUGUGUGGGCAGUUACGUCGUCGUGACAGCAAGGUUGUAAUAUUGGAUAUAACUUCACACAGGUAAGGUUAGUAAAUGCUUUUAUCAAACUGAAAUCAUGUUAACAUGUAUAAUGUUUACGUCUUGUGUGGCUAUACGUUCGAAACUGUAUUUUAGCGUUUGGAUUGGCCCCAUUCACUUUCAUUGUAAGUGCCUCACUGUAACCGCUAUUUAUUUAUUGGUUUUUUUUAAUAAACGAGUGACUAGUUCAAAUAACUUUUUGUGGUAAUUAACAUCAUGCCACAAAUGCUGUCGACUGAGCAAAACUUGUUUUAAACAUGGAACAUUCCUUAAAAAGUGUCUUGUUCAGGGGCUUGUUACACUUUUGGGUUGCAGCUUUUUAUUUUUACCUGACCACAGUCCAUAUCUAGCAUGACACCAUUUUAUUUCAGCUAGAAAUUAUAGGCUUGUAAGAAUAUCUAGACCAAUCACAGCUCAGAAUGCAGAAUGUUUAGAUUCAACAAUUUUUACAGAAUCGACUUGGCAAUAAAGUAGCAUCCCAGAUAGCACGCAUAUAUUUCCGAGAUGUCUGUUUUAUCAUCUUUUCAUCUGGAAUCAUCACACUCUAAUUAGCAUCUGCUACGCAUCUUAAAAAGAUCAGAUUUACAAGUAUUCUAAAUCAUAAUCGUCUCAGAUACAUCUGUCAUGAUACAGAUACAUCUGUCUUGUAGACGUAUUGCAGAUGAGCAAAACAACCUAAAAAAAUUGACAUCUGGUUGAUGUACGUGUGCUAUCAGGGAUUUUAUGUAACAGUUUGUGAUAUGUGAAAAGUAAUGUUAUUGUCCCCAAGAAAGAAUUCGCAUUGUGCGAAUAUAUUUUCACAAAUGUUCAGUCUAUAUUCACUUGAAUUUUUUUUGUUCAUUAUUGUUAAUCAUGUCCGUAUAUCUUCAUUCUUGACAUCUACUUGACCUUUCAUGCUUUUCAAAACAAAUACUAAUAAUCAGCACAAAUUUCCGAACUCCGCACGGCAUGGACUCUGCACCUACAGAGUCUUAAAGCCUUUGUAUGCUUGUGGAAGGACUGAGAAUCUACUUCACUUGAUUUCAAUUGAAAAUCAACAAACUCAAAUUCAUGGAAUCUUAAUAGGGCUACACUGGACUGAACACACGGAGGAAACUUCUGCGAGACUUUCAAUGGACUUCUAGCCUGUCUUUGUACAUUUUUUUUAUUUCGUUUUUUACAGAUGAUGUCUCAGAUAUUUUGAAGGGACAUUAAAACCGGGUGGCGUUGGAUGAAAUAACCGGAUGCAAAUCAAAUGCAUUUGUCUCUUGUUUUGUAGGUAGCCUACCAAUGAUGUGGUCUGAUGCUACCUUUUGGAGACAAAUGUUAUGUUUCCAAAUCGGAUAGAGCUUUGCAUCGAUGUCCACAUGCACACAUUGACAACUGUAUGUUGAAGUCAUCAGGUUGUUAUUUGUGCUUUUGUUUGUGUCUUCUGCAUUUACAGCGAAUCACCAGGUUUAAAGGAAUAGUUCAUCCAAAAGUAAAACUUCUUUCAGUUUAGUUUGAGCUGUUGUGAUCAAGAGGAACACAUGGAAUCAAAUCAGUCAAUUCAAUAUGCAUACAGGCCCGAAUCUCAUUCCUACGUCUCCAGAGUCUAGAGAAAGAUAGAUUUAUUAUAGAUAUUGUUGAUGGUUCUUAUUUUUCAAAACUGACAUGUUUUAAAGUGAUAUAGAUAUACGAUGUUACGCUCUGUAGAUUGUAGGAUUGUUGUUGUGAAUAUUUCUUUUACAACAAAAAUAAAGUUUUAUUUAACAAGAACACAGCGGAACAAUGGGGUAAAUGUUUGUUCUUUGUGCACGGUUGGGAGGGACAUUGAAUUUAUGCAGUAAUUGUUCCGAAUCAUAAAGGUUGGUGACGUACUUUUGGCCGUAAAAGGAAGACAAGCAUCUGUUAUCUGUCAAACAUCAUACUUGUACUUUAAAGUUUUUUUUUCUUGUGGUACAGAAACACAAAGGGGUUUAAGAUUCAUGGGGGAACCUCACGAAGCCUGUCAAGAACGUGCAGGAUAUAUUUGUAAUAUUUCACCCAAAAAUGAAAAGCAUAAGAAAUUGUACUUUGCAUAAAAUUAUGUUAUCUUAGGACUUUUACGAUAUUUUGUGUUGUGACAUUAUUUUCAUCCCAUUCACCCAUUUUCAUGACUGUAAUGCAAAAAAAAAAAUAAAAAUAGUAGGCCUACAUUUUAA
Molecule: messenger RNA, 7320 nt
Organism: Myxocyprinus asiaticus (Chinese sucker)
Lineage: Eukaryota; Metazoa; Chordata; Actinopteri; Cypriniformes; Catostomidae
Product: disks large-associated protein 4-like
Exons: 9
Coding region: 27-1952 (641 amino acids)
Biological process (GO): signaling
Cellular component (GO): glutamatergic synapse; postsynaptic specialization
Molecular function (GO): molecular adaptor activity
Source: RefSeq, a predicted model, not a curated record